CUAGAAGGCUACUUCUCUUCAUAUAUUCCGAUUCUUGUCGUACACGGUAGCAGCGCGGUCUACACAGGGCUAACUCGCCGGCUUGAUCCUUUCAAAAUUUCUCGAAGUACACUGCAGCGUCCACGAAACUCUCGCAAAAUGUCUUCCAUCACCAUCGCAUCGCUUCCCCGCAUGAGCCGCGAUGCUCUUUCGGCCCUUCUCCUCUCUGCCACUUCUCCCAGCAAACUGGCCAUCAUCGAUGUGCGUGACUCCGACCACGUCGGCGGUCACAUCUACUCCUCCACCUGGGUCCCCAGUUCCACGCUGGAUGUGCGGAUGCCAGAGCUCGUUCGCACCCUGCAAGACAAGGAGCAGGUUGUGUUCCACUGUGCACUCAGCCAGCAGCGGGGUCCCUCUGCUGCGCUUCGCUAUGCCCGGGAGAGGGAGCGCAUGCUUGGCGCGGAGGAGAGCCACAAGCAGAAGGUCUAUGUCUUAGAAGGAGGCUUUGUGCAGUGGCAGGAGAAGUAUGGAAAGGACACCCGGCUGACUCAAGCCUACGUGGAGGAUAUCUGGCGGGAGUACUAAAAGGUGUUGUUCGGUUGUGUGGUGGGGCCUUUCGACAGAAGACGAUGAUGCUUUUAUAUACCCAUGUG
Molecule: messenger RNA, 632 nt
Organism: Aspergillus saccharolyticus JOP 1030-1
Lineage: Eukaryota; Fungi; Ascomycota; Eurotiomycetes; Eurotiales; Aspergillaceae
Product: phosphatase YCH1
Exons: 2
Coding region: 139-564 (141 amino acids)
Cellular component (GO): cytoplasm; nucleus
Molecular function (GO): protein tyrosine phosphatase activity
Source: RefSeq, a predicted model, not a curated record